UCACCCUUACAUAUCCCUAAUAAAUUUACAAAAAAGAGGUCAGCCAUGCAGAACAAAAUAUGACCUGAGAAGGACUUUUUGGAGAAAUUAGAAGACCACAGGGGGGAAAUUGAAGAGAGUAAAGGAAGAAGAUUCGUUGGAGGAAGUGGAGAGGGAGAUGAAGAGUUGGGAGGGCAGCAAUGGGAUUUUGGGGGGAAAGGAUUGGAUUUUGUAGGGGAGAGAGGGAAAGUUACCUUGGAGAGGGAGUUUUAGGCAGAAGAUGGAUAGAAGUGCCUCUGAGGAGAAAGAAAUGGAGCUUAUUGAUGGGGAUAGGAGGGAUGGUUGUUAUAAGUCUGAUUCUAAUAUUAGCAAAAUUAUGCUUUUUGGAGAUACUGAUAAUGCUGUUUCGUUAUCAUCUAUUGAAGAAGAUCUUUUCUCUGAUCAAAACAAAUCUCAGGAAGAGUCUAAGAACGGUAAAGUGGACAAGAGCUUUAUAAAUAUUUUACUUAAAAAGAUCCGAAUUGAAGGAAACAUCAAAGAAGUGAUGCGUUCGAUUGUGAGCAAGGAAUAUGUUGAGACUCAAGAGUACAGAUUGGAGUUCAAUAUUUGGAGAUGCAUUAAAAUCUUCAUUUAUCACAUGUGAUGGUUUUUCUUUGGAUACCUUUUUGGAUUCGUCAUGCUCUUGAUAGAAGGAAAAAAUCUGACAGAGAACAUGGGAUUCCUAUUAGGACAUCAGGUCAAGCUUGGAGCUCAUCAAGCAAUAGCUUAUUUAUCAUUCAUUUCAUACAUGGUCUUAUCCAUAUUCUCUCCCAACUACUGGUGGUUUGGAGAUACAUCAAGAAAGUUCCUCAUAGUUAUGAUAAUGUGUCGAUCAUUCGUAAUCGGUGUCAGAUAUGGCUUCAUGUCAACAGCCAGAUACAGACUUUUGAGAUCAAAAGCUAAUUAUUCUUGGAUUAGAAGUGAUCUCCUCUUGUUUGGCUGGCUUGAAUUAACUCCAAAAACUCUUAAAGAAGAAAUUAAUGCUAGUAAAGCACGAAUUGAGAUAGAUAAUGACCAAUUUGAGUUUACUUUUUGGCAAGAUAUUCCAAAAUCUCUUGACCAGAAAUUAUCAAAGCAAGAUUACUAUGACCGAAUUAAGCCAGAAGGGCAUUACAAGAACAUCAUUCAUCUCCAGAAAGAAAUAUUGGCUAAAAUGAAGCUCAAUAAUAAUUGAACUAUUGAUGAUGAGUUAGACUUGAUUCAUAACCCUGAAAUCACUGUUUCAAAGACGAUGGAGAAAAGAAAGCUCAAGUCUAAGAUAGAAAGCUUUAUUAACCUUAAGCUACCAAAUUCAGUUGAGGAUCUUCCUCGCUUAAAGACCAAGAAGAUUUACAAAGGAGAGCCUAUCUUGAGGGAAAUGGGAUUACUAGAAAGCAGUAUAAAUAACUCUUUUCUUCCAAUUUACUUUAUAGUGAUAGUGAGAUUGAUACUUCCUACAUUAUCCAGCCUAAUCGAGCAUGACUUCAAAUUCCCUUUCGAGUGGUAUGAAUACAUACUGAUCUUACUGGAAGGUGUUCUUAUCUUGGUGGUUUAUGGAGCCAAUCUCUCAUUCAUGUUCGCUGGAAUCAUUGAUUUUAAAAGAAAAUUGUUCUUCAUGAAAAUUCUGAACAGCCUAAUUUCUUUCGAAAAAGACAAAAAAUUCGUAUUCUCAUCUUAUUUUCCAACACUCAAUGUAUGAAGCAUUAAUAAUCUCAGUAGUUGGCUGGUCCUCCGAGAAUCUUGACUUGACCUCGGAAGGAAGUACACUCAGAGAAUCUUCAUUUACUGCUCUGUGUUCAUGUUCUUUUAUCUAACCUUGUUUGUAUUCAUGGUUUUAUGCUUGCUGAAGUUCCUAGAAUAUGAAUUAUCAUUGGGAUUUUACAUUGUAGGAGCUUUCGACAUCAUAGUUGUGUUAGGGAUAAUGCUAAAUAUCCUUAGAAUGGGAGCUAAAGUUAAUAAAUAUUUUAAUAUUCAUAAGAGGUCUCUCUUAUCCCUCAAGAAGCAGGUCUGGAAGGCAAGAAAUAACUAUGGGAUAGCCAUUUCUCAACGAUAUUCUGGGUAUAUCAAAAGGAAACGGUUUGCAGAGAUGCUGAUUUCCAUGAAUUUAAAGAAAGACAAAAGAAAUGAUUAUUUGGAUCGACUACUUGAACAGAUAAAUGUUAUCAAUGAAGAGCUCGAUUUUUUUAAGGAAACUAAUCCUUUAAAGCUAAUGGGUCUUACAGCUUCUGAUCAGCUCCUCAACUCUAUCUACACAGGACUGGUAUCGGUAGCAUUUGCAUUAGCCCAGUCAUUCUAUCAAGACCUAGGAAAUUUUGGGAGAUAGAUAUCAGUAAAUUCAAGUGUGUAAUUUUCAUUUCAACUAAUAA
Molecule: messenger RNA, 2363 nt
Organism: Moneuplotes crassus
Lineage: Eukaryota; Ciliophora; Spirotrichea; Euplotida; Euplotidae
Source: the annotation of a GenBank genome assembly